Prorocentrum cordatum is the source of this 386-nucleotide messenger RNA. Lineage: Eukaryota; Dinophyceae; Prorocentrales; Prorocentraceae. The record is from the annotation of a GenBank genome assembly.
AUGACGGCGGCGGAGCUCAAGGUUUCGCCCACGACGGUGGUUUUCGAAUCCAGCCCAGCUGUUGCGCUGGCGGCGCACGUGGGCUUCAAUGCAGAGGGCUACACCAUCAAGGUAGCCAGCUCAGCCGCCGGCCUCGCCUACAAGCGUGUGGAGAAGGCGGAGCGCAGGACCGACCGCAUCGUCAGCACGAUCCGCAAGCACGCCUCCCUCGCCAAGAUCGCGACUGGCCUCUGGGCGAUAGGCGCCAAGGACCCUGGCAUCGAGCUCCGCAAGCAGACCAUCGAGGAGUGGCUCCAGCUCUGGUUCGCCAGCCCCACUUACCGCAGGCGCAUCAUCCCGGCGUGGAGGCUCGUCCACCAGAAGACCAUCAGUUACGGCAACAAGAA